UUGCAAUUGGCCAAUAUGCUCUCGUCACGGCGCUUUCAUGGUUUCUAUUGGCUGUCUCUCGUGCCAUUUGAAAAAAAUACAGCCGUUGCUGACUGCUUUGUUGACAUCCGAUAAUCAAACACAACAUUGAAGCUUCCCUUGCUGAAUCGUUAAUAUAAAUGGCUUCAAGUUACCGAAAACCAGGUUCUUCGACUAGCCAAAGGAAAAAGGCAGGUCCCAAAAUCGAACUGACUGAGGAGCAAAAGCAAGAAAUUAAGGAGGCGUUUGACCUCUUUGACACAGAUGGAACUGGAACAAUAGACGUGAAAGAGCUAAAGGUUGCCAUGAGAGCUCUUGGGUUUGAACCAAAGAAAGAAGAAAUCAAGAAGAUGAUUGCAGACAUUGAUAAAGAGGGAUCUGGAACAAUUGACUUCAGUGAUUUUCUCAGUAUGAUGACACUGAAGAUGAGUGAAAAAGACUCCAAAGAAGAAAUAAUGAAGGCUUUUCGGCUGUUUGAUGAUGACUGCACGGGAAAAAUCUCAUUCAAAAAUCUGAAGAGAGUUGCCAAGGAGCUGGGUGAAAACCUCACAGAUGAAGAAUUGCAGGAAAUGAUUGACGAGGCAGACCGAGAUGGAGAUGGUGAGGUCAACGAGCAGGACUUCUUGAGGAUAAUGAAGAAGACCAAUCUUUAUUGAACCUGUUGAGUGUGUUACAGUCUUGAUCUGAGACCUUUUUUUUUAAGAUUCACUUUUGAGUCUAAACAGUUUAAGCAAUAGCUUUUUGUGGGACUUAUGCAGAUUUGUUUAGUUUGUAAAUGAUUUAACAUACUGUAUCUUUGCACAGUUCUUUCUACAAUGCAAGACAAAUAAAUAUAUUUCAUCAUA
Micropterus dolomieu (smallmouth bass) is the source of this 863-nucleotide messenger RNA. It is a transcript of the gene cetn4, whose product is annotated as centrin 4. Lineage: Eukaryota; Metazoa; Chordata; Actinopteri; Centrarchiformes; Centrarchidae. Gene Ontology annotation, molecular function: calcium ion binding. Bases 159 to 674 code for a protein of 171 amino acids. The record is from RefSeq and is a predicted model, not a curated record. Gene Ontology annotation, cellular component: centriole; centrosome. Gene Ontology annotation, biological process: centriole replication; mitotic cell cycle; nucleotide-excision repair. The transcript has 5 exons.